Molecule: messenger RNA, 3588 nt
Organism: Syngnathus typhle (broad-nosed pipefish)
Lineage: Eukaryota; Metazoa; Chordata; Actinopteri; Syngnathiformes; Syngnathidae
Gene: nt5c2b
Product: 5'-nucleotidase, cytosolic IIb
Exons: 18
Coding region: 249-1946 (565 amino acids)
Molecular function (GO): 5'-nucleotidase activity
Source: RefSeq, a predicted model, not a curated record
AAUAUGCCUUCCCCUUGAGCUGGCAGCUGAGAGAAAGAAAUAGAAACGCCACACAGCUGUCAACCGAGGAAAGGACAUCUACGGCCCGGCCUCACGGUGCACUCAUUCGGGGCCAGACUGCAGCUUUCUACCUCGACAUAUACACAGCCUUUCUUGCUCAUACUUCCACACUGCUCAAGGCGCAUGCUCCGACGUAGUUGCGGUGCCGUUGUUUGACAAGAUAUAGCAGUGACACUGAAAGACUAAAGAUGACUACUUCAUGGAGUGACAGACUGCAAAAUUAUGCUGACCUGCCUGCCAACAUGGACAGAAUAACAAUGAAAAAAUACAGACGAGAGCCCUACCAUAGAGUGUUUGUCAACAGAAGUCUGGCAAUGGAGAAGAUUAAGUGCUUUGGUUUUGAUAUGGAUUACACUUUGGCAGUGUAUAAAUCACCAGAGUAUGAGUCUCUUGGAUUUGAGCUAAUAGUGGAGCGGCUGGUUUCCAUCGGUUACCCUCAGGAGUUGUUCAGCUUUGUCUACGAUUCGUCCUUUCCUACCAGAGGCCUUGUAUUUGACACUAUGUACGGAAACCUGUUGAAGGUCGACGCCUACGGUAAUAUACUGAUCUGCGUCCAUGGAUUCAACUUUCUCAGAGGCCCUGAGAUCCGUGAGCGCUACCCAAACAAGUUCAUCCAAAGAGAUGAUACAGAGCGCUUUUAUAUUCUCAACACACUCUUUAACCUGCCAGAGACCUACCUCUUUGCAUGUCUAGUGGAUUUUUUCUCCAACUGUGAUAGAUACACAAGUUGUGAAAUGGGCUUUAAGGAUGGCGACCUCUUCAUGUCUUACAAGAGCAUGUUCCAGGAUGUUCGCGACGCUGUUGACUGGGUCCACUUCAAGGGCACAUUGAAGGAAAAAACUGUGGAGAACCUUGAGAAGUAUGUCGUGAAAGAUGGAAAGUUGCCUCUUCUCCUCAGCCGGAUGAAUGAAGUUGCCAAGGUUUUUUUGGCUACCAACAGCGACUAUAAAUACACUGACAAAAUCAUGACUUACCUGUUUGACAUCUCCCAUGGUCCAAAGCCUGGUACUUCACACCAACCAUGGAAGUCUUAUUUUGACCUCAUCCUUGUAGAUGCCAGAAAGCCACUCUUCUUUGGUGAAGGGACAGUGCUCCGACAAGUGGACACGACCACAGGACGACUAAAGAUUGGCACCUACACAGGACCGCUGCAGCAUGGCAUUGUUUAUUCUGGAGGUUCCUCAGACAUCGUUUGUGACCUGCUUGGGGCCAAAGGGAAGGACAUCGUGUACAUCGGGGACCAUAUCUUUGGAGACAUACUCAAGUCCAAGAAACGCCAAGGCUGGAGGACUUUCCUGGUCAUACCUGAGCUUUCCCAGGAGCUGCACGUGUGGACCGACAAGAGUUCUUUGUUUGAGGAACUACAAGGUCUGGACAUUUUCUUGGCAGAACUCUACAAACAUUUGGACAGCAGCAGCAACGAGAGGCCCGAUAUCAGCACUAUCCAGAGAAGAGUCAAGAAAGUCACACAUGACAUGGACAUGUGCUACGGCAUGAUGGGCAGCCUUUUCCGCAGCGGCUCCAGGCAGACUCUGUUUGCCUCCCAAGUGAUGCGCUAUGCAGAUCUCUACGCAGCCUCCUACAUCAACCUGCUCUACUAUCCAUUCAGCUACCUCUUCAGAGCCGCACAUGUGCUUAUGCCCCACGAGUCGACGGUGGAGCACAUGCACGUGGACAUUGGCGCCGAGGCGCCGAUGGCCACGCGCAACCGCAAGGAAUUGGAGUGCAAGAGAAACCAGCUGACCCGCUCCUUCAGUGAGAUCAAGCCUCCCAACCUGUUUCCUCAAACCCCGCAGGAGAUCACCCACUGCCACGAUGAAGACGAUGAUGAGGAGGAAGAGGAAGAAGAGGAAGAGGAAGAAGAAGAGGAAGAAGAGGAAGAAUGAAGUACUUUUGGUACGUCUUUGGGUUUUUGAAAAGCGUUAUACAAAUUUAAUGAAUUAUUAUUAUUAUUACGUUCAGUAAUUAAUAGGUUUGCUAGUUUGGCAAAAGUGGAAAAUCCUCCACUGUGCGUUUGUUUCUGUGUGCCUGUGUGCGCACGCGUGCGUGCAUGCGUCAGUACUUGACAUUUUAGAGUAAAGUGUGACAGACCAGCACACAAAACGGAAUCACCCGACCGUCACAAAACUGCACGCAUGACUGCUCCAUAAAAAAGAGCCUUUUGUAAUUGUUAUUUUCUUAAUCGAUUGGAUUCAAAUUGUCAAUUUUUGUCAGUCGUCGAGACACUCCUCCACUGAAGUUUAACGUGACCUUUUCAGGCCUUAGUGUAGGAUAAGCCGGCUUGAAGCAUGACAUACUCGUGUGUGUCAGCACGCUUUGUGAAGAAGUUCAUCGAUUGGAUGCAUCACAAUUGAUUUUUUUUUAUGCAAAUGGGAACAACGUGCUUUUCGUUUGGUUGAUUUUCUCGACAUUUUACAUGUAUUGGUUUUGCCAAAAGGCAUUGUGCUUGAUACUAAUGUGAAGAUUUGCAAAAUUGAGAGAUGACGUUGCAGUGUUCAGGUGGCCGUCGACCUGUUUUCUCGUUGCCGAGCAACAUCCUGUACACCAUGCUGAUAAUUGCUAUAACAACAGUGAAGUCAUGCUUCUGUAAAUAGCUGAAAGGUGUAAACAGCUGAAGAAGAUAAGAGGAGUAUUUUUAUAGAAACCUGAAAUGUGAGUGUUACAUUUGCAUUUAUUUUUUGGACAGCUCGGGGCAGUUUAUUAUCACUCACUCAACAUGCAGCCUCCGUAUGCAAAAGAUGCAUCCUGGAAUUUUUAAACCUGUUUGUGCUUAUGCAGAGCCAAAAAAGUUAAACUGAAGUUUUUUGAAAAGAAACUUUUGAAACAGGUUUUCUUUUUUCUCUGCUUGAUUUGCAGCUUUUAUUUUUAAUUUCAUUUUUUUUUUGGAUGUAGUCACGCAAACGUACAGAUAUGACGCAACCUUUAACAACUUGAGGACAGAUCACAUCAGUAUCUUUUUCUUCUUUAUUUUAUUUAUUAUUUUAUACAUAAGGAAGAUUUUCAUUUUCAGGCUUAACUGUGUCUUGAAACUUAAAUGAAAGUCAUUUGCUACAGGAGCAAUUGCGAUCUUUUCGUUUUGUAACUUUCAAAUAUGCACGUUUUUUACAGUGUAUCUUGACUGUAAGCAUUUUAGAAAUUUAUUCACUGCGGUUUACAUAGCAAACAUUUAACCCAACCUGUAACUUAUGAAUAACACAUUCAAAGCUGUAUCUAAAUGUUAACUGCCAUCAACAACUUCUUUUGAGGUCAGGUUAUUUUUAUUUUUAUAAGCUAGUGUUUCGAGAACUAUAAAUGGAAUAUCGUGAUUCCCCCCAUUGUUUCUUAAUUUUUUAUAUCACACCAUGCAAGUGUUGAGCCUAUCGACAAUUAACUAACAAGUCAAUGCUUGAAAUGAGAUUUUAUUUGUUCUCUCAUUUUCUAAACAACGGUUAUCUUUGAUUUUUAUGCAUAUCCUUUUAUGUUCUCAUGCUCCCAUUUGUACACUGAAGGAAAUAACCUACAAAUGUAAAAUAAAGAUAGUUUUUCAGA